Molecule: messenger RNA, 2097 nt
Organism: Echinostoma caproni
Lineage: Eukaryota; Metazoa; Platyhelminthes; Trematoda; Plagiorchiida; Echinostomatidae
Source: the annotation of a GenBank genome assembly
AUGAAUCUUUUGCAGUAUUCAGUGGAUACGCCAGAUCGUAGUGCCGUGCAACCAAGAGGAGUUCAUGCCAAUUCUUUUUCUGGCCCUCCAUGGGAUCGGCAUCUGCAGCUCAGCUCUUCGGAAUCUCAGGGUUUGGUUUCGCCUGGUGGUAGUAUACAAAACUUUAUCCCCGAUCGCCGAUCACAUGUACCUCAUACUGGCCCACUAAGUUACUCCAUCCCAUGUACAUCAGAUAUUUCCUUCCCUUCGGAACUUGGUGCCAAUUUACCUUUCUACAAAGAUUCCUCUCGAUCUCAUUUGCAUUCGAAUCUGAGACCCAAUAUGGAAACCAUGGUUCCUCAACUGGGUUCGGUUUACUCAGAAACUGUAUCCGAGGCUGCAGCUCUUCGUGAUGGAACAAGUCAAUUCGAACAACUGGACCACGGUUGUCCGCCGUGUGCACAACCUAGAUAUGCGGCUUCAGUGACGUCACAAGAUUGCCAUUCGCCAAUGCUUUCUAGCAUGCCCGGUCUGCAAUACACACAACAUGCACUAGAGCAGUACCUUUCCGAUUUGUUGGCUGAUGAACAAUCAUUCGGCCCGGAGCGCACAGCAGAGGCUGCUGCCAGAUUUGCAGGUAACACAGAAUCUCAGUACUGUUCAGACGGGCCUGGUCGUUUAGCUGUCCCCAGUUCACCGGCCGUUCCGCCGUCCGAUUUGGAUUCUUUGCAUUUCCUGGAGCGAAGAAUUAUGAAUGCGUUGAGAAUUGUGCACGAGGAUGGUGAUGAAUCUUGUCUGCCUAAUCCGGGUGUACCCAGUUCUUCCGUCUCUCCGUUUCCUUGGUGUGAACGACGGGGUUCGGAGGAGCACACAAAGAAUAGGAAUAAUCGCGUCCUCGAACAGUUCACGGAGUCUGAGGCUGUUCAGGAUCUAAUUAUCGUACGGGGUGAAGAACAAAAAAGAUUGGUGGAGUCGCGAGUCGUUGGCGACCGACUGGCACGCCCCGUACGAUCUGCUCACAAGGAUUGUGACAACAUCACUAUGACAAGCGGAGCAUCGCCCCGUCUAUCAGCCACAACUUCCCGAACGAGCAGUCGUAACAGCAGUGCAGUUCGGUCAGCCAUCCCGGUUUCUGAGGAUCAAACGAAUACCACUUCCACCGCUGGCUCAGUGGAUUCGGAUCACUCGAGUGCGGAUAUCAUGCACAAACGACUUCCCCUAGGUUUUCAGCAUUUUAAACGCUAUCUGGAUAACAAAUUUGGCCCUGACCAUCCAUUGCUUAUGAAUUCAGGUUCCCGCCAAGUCGCAGAGGAAACCGCCGAUCCCGCAUUGGGAUCACGGCAGGCGAUCGAAUCCGGGCCGGAUCACCUAUCGCAUGGUGAUCAACGCCUACAGAGAUCACGUCCAGCGGCCGUCUCGGUUGCCAGUGGGUCAGUGACUGGUCGUUUGGUAGAUUCGGCCGGUGCUUUACCCCAGGCUACUUGUAUAAUACAACCUAGGCAAUGGACUGACCAAAUGACUUUGACCGAUUCAGGAUUCACUGAAGGUCAUGUCUCGGCAAAUGUACAACAUUUCUCAAACUCACCAUCAUUCAAUUCUUUCCAAGAGGCUUUGUUUGCUGAUCAAGAAGGCGGAAGAGAUGCUAUCCCCCAGGCAGCUUCGACACAGGUGCAUCCAUCUGUCAGCUGGGAUCCAGCCACAAAUACUUUCGGUGUCCUGGCAGCGGACACUCUUCCACCGUAUGAAGUGCACUCUCCAACUGAGAUACCUUAUCAACAGCCCAUCUCAUCACCCACUUAUUUAGUCACUGGUCAUCAUCCUUUCAGCCAAAGAUCCUACUGUUCCACUCCCGAAACGGGAGAUCUACCUCACUAUCGGGCCUCACCGUACGAUCCAUGGCGUAACUACAAUGUUCGGAACUCCGUACUGUGGCCACAUGAGUACUGUUGUUGGUCCAGAUUCGUGGAAAACAGUUACAAUCCAAAUUAUGUACCAUAUCAUCAGCAGCUUCAAGCGGCUAAUAAUCCCAUGGAACUUUGCAAUCAAUCAGUCUGUGGUUGUGUUGCGGCUUACCACUACGGCUAUUCAUCUCCUUGGGUAAGUUUUCAAUGUAACUAG